Messenger RNA from Poecilia latipinna (sailfin molly), 759 nucleotides. RefSeq names its product epithelial membrane protein 3b (MAM blood group) (gene emp3b). The transcript has 5 exons. Gene Ontology annotation, cellular component: plasma membrane. The record is from RefSeq and is a predicted model, not a curated record. Lineage: Eukaryota; Metazoa; Chordata; Actinopteri; Cyprinodontiformes; Poeciliidae. The coding region runs from base 82 to 627 and encodes 181 amino acids.
GAUGAGAAAGCCCAGCGCCUUGGACAGGCAUGGCGGAGUACACUAGCUUCUACUAGCACCUAGGCAACGGACCGUACCAAGAUGGAGGGGAGAGUUCACCAACCACUAGACAUAGACAGGGUUUUAAAGAUGGCCUGCUUGCUCAUUUUUGUUACCACGCUGCAUCUCGUCACACUAGCAAUGCUAUUCAUUGCAACCAUGGAAAAGUCCUGGUGGGUGUGGGAUUCCACAGAAACAUCAGACCUUUGGUACAACUGUAAGUUGGACAACUCCACGGGAACUCAGCUGUGUGCAACCAUCAAAGAAACAGAAUGGCUUCAGGCUGUACAGGUCCUCAUGGUCAUCUCAGUCGUCUUUUCCUCAGUCUCCUUCUUGGUGUUCUUAGGCCAGCUGUUCACUAUGUCGAAGGGCGGACUCUUCUACUUCACAGGACUGUGUCAAGUCUUUGCAGGUCUGACAGUCUUUUCUGCUGCACUAAUCUACACUCUUCACAAUACGGAAAUCCUGCUGGACUCAAAAAAUCUGACUUCAGGGAACUUUGGCUACUGCUUUAUCUUGGCGUGGGUGUGUGUCCCUUUGUUGUUGUGUAGUGGGAUUAUGUAUAUCCACCUGCGUAAGAAAGAAUGAUCAGACAAAGAAAAUCUAAGUCAGCAGCUUUAAGGUUCAUAAAAGUGACUGAAUUUAGAGAAUGCUACUUUUGAAAAAGCAAAAUGUGUAACAUACCCUUAGAUAGUUUUAUCUGUUUAUAUAUAUAUAUAU